Rhagoletis zephyria (snowberry fruit fly) is the source of this 2100-nucleotide messenger RNA. Lineage: Eukaryota; Metazoa; Arthropoda; Insecta; Diptera; Tephritidae. The record is from RefSeq and is a predicted model, not a curated record.
AUGGGUUGUGUGAACAGUCGUGAUCAGAUCAAGCACCCGAAGAAGCCGCUGCCGUCCAUUCCACCGCAUCAACCCUCCAUCAACAAUGGCGGCGGCACCAACAACUCCUCCGCCUCACUCUCAUCCUCAUCAGCAUUACCACAGUCACAGCCACCACCGCCACUUCCACUUCCCCUCACCACCAACAUCGAUUCUCAGCAGUAUCCUCAACACCAGCAACUGCAACAACUUCGCAACAACUCCAUCAACGAUAACUACGCCAGCAAUGGUUACGCAGGGCCGCCGCCGCCAUUGCUCCACCAGCAGCAAUCGAUGCCCAGCAACAGUAGCUUUAACGGUGAACAGCACCAUCAUCAACAGCAACAACAGUAUCAACAACAGCAGAACGGAGCAGACCAAAACACUACUAUGAAGUCAAACAAAAAGAAAGGAUUUCUUCCCUGGAGCAAACUGAAGGGUGAUAAGGUGAACCGACAGGUUUCAGUAGUUUCAAACACUUCCGACUCGACACACUCGGCCAGUUCUCCGGCAGUACAGUCUCAUAUGGGAAGUCAAAGUGGAGGUAGUGGAGGUGGUACUCUUUCCUCGGGUCGCUCCAACGCUCCCCUUCCUAUUCCACCGGUCAACCGAGGCAAUGGUGGCCCCGGCAAUUCCGGGCCCCAGCAGAAGGUGGUCAUUGCGUUGUACCCGUACGAGGGCCGGGACGACGGCGAGCUGAGCUUUGAGAAGAACGAAAAACUGGUGGUCGUUGAUGAUUCAGAACCGGACUGGUGGCUCGCCUACCGACUGAUGGCGCCUGAAAGAAGAGGUUAUAUUCCCAUGAACUUUGUGGUGAACAAUGUCAUUGAGACUGAGGAGUGGUUCUUCUCCAAAAUUUCGCGUCGCGUGGCGGAGCGACUUCUCCUCGAGGGCAACUACCCGCGCGGCACCUUUCUCAUUCGCAACAGUGAACAGGACACUGGCGGCCACGUCCUCAGCGCCUACUCGCUCUCCAUCCGCGACUUUGACAACAUCAAGUUCGACCACGUGAAGCACUACAAGAUCCAAACAAAGCCAAACGGCGACUUCUUCGUCACCUCUCGCCGAACCUUCGUCAAGCUGCAGGACCUGGUGGAGCACUACUCGGCGAGUGCCAACGGCCUCUGCCACCGCCUGACGAAGCCCUGUCCGAAGGUGCGCAUCGGCGAGUCGCCCUUCCGCAAUCGAGGCGACGAGAUUGACCGCCGCCAGCUGCGCACCAUUCGCGAACUGGGCUCGGGCAACUUCGGCAAGGUCUUCUACGGCCUCUACCGGGGCACCCAGGAGGUGGCCAUCAAGACGCUGAAGCCCGGGUCGAUGAGUCCGCAGGCGUUCCUCGACGAGGCUGCCAUCAUGCGGCGGUACCGACACGAGAAGCUGGUCCCCCUCUACGGCGUCUGCUCCAUCGGUCUUCCGCUUCUAAUCAUCACUGAGUACAUGUGCAAAGGCGCCCUGCUCAACUACCUGCGCGACAACCCCGAAUCCGCCUCCCUCACCAUCAUGGACCUGAUCGACAUGGCCUCUCAGGUGGCCUCGGGAAUGGCCUACCUGGAGCGGGUGAAGCUGGUUCAUCGCGACUUGGCCGCCCGAAACUGCCUCGUCGGCGAGAAGCGCGUCGUCAAGGUGGCCGAUUUUGGCCUCGCCCGUAUCAUCGAGGAGGACUACUACAUUGCCCAGGUGGGCGCCAAGUUUCCCAUCAAGUGGACGGCGCCCGAGGCGGCCAGUCGCGGCAAGUUCACCAACAAGUCGGACGUCUGGUCAUUCGGCGUCCUCCUCUACGAGAUCGUCACCAAAGGAGGGGCUCCCUACCCGGGCAUGAGCAAUCGCGAGGUAAUUGAGCACGUGGAAAGGGGCUUCCGCAUGCCCAAGCCGAAGAACGUCGAGUGCCCCAACUCCAUCUACCAGAUCAUGCUCAACUGCUGGGACAAGGACCCCGACAAGCGGCCCACCUUUGAGUACCUGUACAGCUACUUUGAUGACUUCUUUGUCAGCACCGAGCCGCGGUACCGAGAUGCAGAGGACUACCAGGCCAAUGGCGGCGCUGGCGGCGGGGAGAAUCUUUACGAUAAAAUGGUCAAGUGA